GGCCCUUGAGCUCCGCGUCUCCGCCGCUGUCUUCUCCCUCCGGGCCGGAUCGGAUCCGAGCCGGAGCAUGGAACCAGGGCAGCCCCGGGAGGCCCGCGAACCCGGACCAGGGGCAGAGACCGCAGCAGCGCCGCGGUGGGAGGAAGCCAAGACUUUCUAUGACAACCUCUCGCCCAAGAAGAAACCCAAAUCGCCAAAGCCUCAGAAUGCGGUCACCAUCGCCGUGUCCUCCAGAGCCUUGUUCCGAAUGGAUGAGGAACAGAGGAUCUACACAGAGCAGGGCGUAGAGGAGUAUGUGCGAUACCAGCUGGAGCAUGAGAAUGAGCCGUUCAGCCCCGGGCCCGCCUUCCCCUUUGUGAAGGCCCUGGAGGCUGUGAACAAGCAACUCCGGGAGUUGUACCCCGAGAGCGAAGAUAUCUUCGACAUUGUCCUCAUGACCAACAACCAUGCUCAAGUGGGAGUCCGUCUCAUCAACAGUAUCAACCAUUAUGACCUGUUCAUUGAGCGAUUCUGCAUGACAGGUGGGAAUAGCCCCAUCUGCUACCUCAAGGCCUACCACACCAACCUCUACUUGUCAGCUGAUGCCGACAAAGUGCGAGAAGCCAUUGAUGAGGGGAUUGCAGCUGCCACCAUCUUCAGCCCCAGCAGGGACGUGGUUGUGUCCCAGAGUCAGCUCCGCGUAGCCUUCGAUGGGGACGCAGUACUCUUCUCCGAUGAGUCAGAGCGUAUCGUCAAGGCCCAUGGGCUGGACAGAUUCUUUGAGCAUGAGAAGGCCCAUGAGAACAAACCUUUGGCACAGGGCCCCCUAAAGGGCUUCCUGGAAGCACUGGGUAGACUGCAAAAGAAAUUCUACUCCAAGGGCCUGCGGCUGGAGUGCCCGAUUCGCACUUACUUGGUGACAGCACGCAGUGCAGCCAGUUCUGGAGCCAGGGCCCUCAAGACCCUGCGCAGCUGGGGCCUGGAGACGGAUGAGGCCUUAUUCCUAGCUGGAGCACCCAAGGGUCCCCUUCUUGAGAAGAUCCGCCCACACAUCUUCUUUGAUGACCAGAUGUUCCACGUGGCUGGAGCUCAGGAGAUGGGCACCGUGGCUGCCCACGUGCCUUAUGGUGUGGCUCAGAACCCCCGGCGGGCUGCCGCUGCAAAGCAGUCACUAGGUGCACAGUAGCUGAGCCGCCUUGCUCCAGGCCCCCUUGUCCCACUUCUGAAGCUCAUCUGGUGAACUUUUCUGGCUCCUCACUGUCCACUCUCCUGCAUGCCACCCUCAUCCCUCUGUGCCAGGUCCUCUUAAAAAGUUACGAAGACAGAGCCCCAGUCUUAAAAUCCCUCCCACGCAAACACUGCCGUGACCCGGGUUAGGAAAGCAGGAUUCUGCAGGAUAGCCUGGAUGUCAGGGAGGGACAGCGAGUGGUGCAGUCAGAGAAGCCAGGAUGCCAAAGGGCUUGGGAUGAAAAUUACCUCAUGUAGUGCAAAGAACAUUGUGCGAAAGUGGGUAGAUUUAACACCUAAAGCAGACCUGGCAUGAACUGCAUGACCUAAGUCCCUCGUUAUCAUAAGCCUCACUUACUGCCAUCUUUUAGGUGGUUUUCAAUUUGUUCUUUAGCCAAAGAAACUUGGUUUUAUAUGAUUAUGCACUAAAUUAAUCACUGUGCGGGGGCUGCGAGUACCUAUGGCACCUGUGUAGAUUACAAAAGGACAAAGUGAAUGAAUUACAAAACUAAUGGCCCUUCCUCUCUGGCCUGAGCCAAGACAUAGGCUAGAUUCC
Arvicanthis niloticus (Nile rat) is the source of this 1762-nucleotide messenger RNA. RefSeq names its product 5'-nucleotidase, cytosolic IA (gene Nt5c1a). Gene Ontology annotation, biological process: adenosine metabolic process; nucleotide metabolic process. Gene Ontology annotation, molecular function: nucleotide binding; magnesium ion binding; 5'-nucleotidase activity. Gene Ontology annotation, cellular component: cytosol; cytoplasm. The record is from RefSeq and is a predicted model, not a curated record. Lineage: Eukaryota; Metazoa; Chordata; Mammalia; Rodentia; Muridae.